AGCAGCUGAUUCAGGCGACGUCACUCGGUUUCCCAGCAGGAGCUCGUCGCUGAUCAGGAGAGGGGAGACGGUGUGUGGGAGGGUUCCCUGUUUCUUUAAAAAUGGCGUUUGUUAAGAGCGGGUGGCUCCACAGACAGAGCACCAUCUUACGUCGCUGGAAGAAAAACUGGUUUGACCUCUGGUCAGAUGGCCGUCUUACUUUCUACGAUGACCAGCAGCGGCGUGACAUGGAGGACGAGAUCCAUAUGAAGGUGGACUGCAUCAAUAUCCGUAAUGCCAGUGCCUGUAGAGAGCUGACUCCUCCUGAAGGAAAAGGCAAAGAUGCCCUUCUUCAAAUCGUGUGUCGUGAUGGACGUGUUAUUAGCCUCUGCGCAGACAGUGCAGACGACUCUCUAGCCUGGACCAUGGCUCUCCAAGAUGCCAGAAUCAACACUGUGGUGGCGCCUCCUCAGUUUGGGUUUGCUCAGGAGGUUGUUGCUUCUGCUCCUCCGUCCUAUGCAGAAUUAAACCCCACUCCUCAGGUGUACUAUCCAGACCAAUAUGGAGGCUAUGUGCCUCAGCCUCCUCCCCCCUAUACCAGCCAUGUGGUGUACUCUGCAGGUGGGCAGCUGUAUACAUAUGCCUCCCCGUAUCAAUACCCAGCAGCCUCCCCCAUGCGCGAAGUCAACCACGUCGUCAUCGAGGACCGCCGCCGCGAUGACGCAGGAGACAUGGCCCUCGGGAUGCUAGCCGGUGCUGCGACGGGAUUGGCUAUCGGUUCCCUUUUCUCUGUGUUUUAAGGUGCCUGUAGAACUAAGACCCGACCUUUCCUCCUCUCCUUUUCGAGACCCCUCACAGUUCAGACGAGUGUUCUGCUACUGUCCUAACGUUGUUCUGCUACUGCAGCCCCUCUGCAUCUUUAGAACUAAGUCUAAUCCGUUAGCUGUGUCGCGGAUGCGUCUGUGAUCUGUUUGGCAGUUAAUCCCUCUGUGCGUCUUAAAGCCUCACGGUAGCAUUUACAGUCGGAGUGCAGUAGAUGAAGAUGACUAUGACUAUGAUUAUGAUUAUGAUUGUAUUGCACUUAACGUUUUGCCGCAUAUGAGGAGGUAUGAAACCAAAACUGUGUUCAAAUGCCUCAGGGUGGCUGUUCGAAAAAUUGGGUCACCUGCUUUAGAUUGCCUUUGAAGGUUACGAAAGGACUAAAUGAAGAAUGACUGGGGACUUAUUUUAGUGUCUAUAGGAUUUAAAGAGAAAUGACUGGCCUGUAUCAUCCAGUUCCAUGCUGUCUUGAUAUUGAUGGCUCUAGGAAUAGGUAAAGAAUGGGAUUGAUGCAAAAAAAAAAAGAAAAAGAAAAAAAGAUUUUUUUUUUUUUUAUUGUGAUGCAAAAAACCCCCCCAAACUUUUAAAUUAGCCUUAACAUUGCCCAAACCAACCCACAGAAUAUUAUAGCACAGUAUUUGAAUAUUUAUAUAUAAAUAUAUUUUUUGCCAUAUAGGCCUUGCAUUUGCAGGGCUUUUAACCUUACACUAUUAAAAACAAAGGUGCACUUUAGGCAUUGUGAUAAAAGAACCAUUUUUGGUUUCAUAAAUAGCUAUUUUUGUUUAAGAAAUAUGAGUGUGAGCCUUUACACCAUUAUUUUUAUGGGUCCACUUUUGCCAAAAUAGUUAUUUAUGGAUUUAAAAAUGGUUCUUCUUUGAUCCCUUUGUAGCACCUUUAUUUUUAUAAACAAAGUACAUUAUUGAUUAUAAUUGGUUUGUUUAAGCUUUUAAUUAACAGGCACUUUAACCAGCUGGUAGCAGGGAUGGCACUAACUAAAGCAUGUAGAAUGGACAGGACCCUUGUGGCGAUUAACUCUAUCCAACCAUCCUGAGUUUGUGUAAUACAGUAUCAGUCAAAUGUUUGGACACACCUCUUCUCAUUCAAUGUGUUUUUUUUAUGAUAUAUAUAUAUAUAUAUAUAUAUA
This is a messenger RNA of Astyanax mexicanus (Mexican tetra), 1942 nucleotides long. RefSeq names its product pleckstrin homology domain containing, family B (evectins) member 2 (gene plekhb2). The transcript has 8 exons. Bases 102 to 779 code for a protein of 225 amino acids. Lineage: Eukaryota; Metazoa; Chordata; Actinopteri; Characiformes; Acestrorhamphidae. Gene Ontology annotation, cellular component: membrane. The record is from RefSeq and is a predicted model, not a curated record. Gene Ontology annotation, biological process: regulation of cell differentiation.